Messenger RNA from Cajanus cajan (pigeon pea), 717 nucleotides. RefSeq lists its product as uncharacterized. The record is from RefSeq and is a predicted model, not a curated record. NCBI's taxonomy places the organism in Eukaryota, Viridiplantae, Streptophyta, Magnoliopsida, Fabales, Fabaceae.
AUGGACUCGUUCACAACCUUGUCCUCUCAAUUUGUAAUACAGUUUGCCACAAGCCGACCCCAUCAGCUCACAUCCAUCGUGUUGGUCAAUAUUUGCCAGGAAAAGAAGGAACCUCUAAGAACCUUCAUGGAACGGUUCAGGAAGAUGACCCUAUCUAUCCGAGACCUAGACCCAGCGGUGGCAAUGCACCACCUCACCACGGCACUGAGGCCAGACCCCUUUGUAAACAACCUAUGUAAGAAGUCGUCCCGAGACUUAGACGAAUUAAGACAAAGGGCCACAAAGUACAUGCAGAUGGAGGAGUUAGCCAAAUUCAGGAACCAGAACCGACUCGAGUUGUUUCAAGAGAAGAAGGAGAAGGAAUUCAUCCCUAGAUCCCGUCCGCGGGACGCUUUCGAUCGGGAAAAGAGUACCCGAGGACCCCGAUAUGCACAAUACACACCCCUUAACUCCAGCCGAACCAAGGUGCUGAAACAAGCCCUCGCCACCGAAGUCCUCACAGUACCUCGUCGAGCCAUGAUCCCACCCCAUGCAAACAAAACAAAAACAUGUCAGUUUCAUAGAAACCGGGGGCAUACCACCGAAGAGUGCACGACCAUCCGAGACCGCAUAGAGGAUCUCGUCAAAUCGAGACAUCUUCAAAGUUUUGUCCAAUCUUUGGGAAGGAGGAAUCAUGACGGUUAUCCUAGCAGGAGAGACCACAAAAGAGAAGACUAA